CCAAAGUCCUUACGGGCCCUCUUGUCAUUCUUUCAAAGCGAGCGCCUGGCUCAGGCGGGAGGCAGCACGGAAACGUCGUGCAGGUGCUGCACAAUUCAUCCAUGACUCUGCGAAAGCGAGCACGGGUGCAGACAAGAGCGUUGGAGGGUUAGGCACGCGCGAUUCCAUCAACUCUGGUCUCCCUAACUCUCAGGUGUCCAGUUUGGUGGUAAAGAAGUCAAACUCGACGCAAGCGCGACGUCUAUUGAUGAAGAGACAAAUAUGACAGCAGAAGAACGCGCGAGAGUCGACAUUGUAGAAGAGAUGGAAGACCAAAAAGCUUUUCGUGCGCUGCUGGCUGGGGAUAUGGACUCGGCGCCCCAGAUCGAUUCUGUUCCCGUUUCUCCCAGCGAAGCCGACGCUCUCCGGCAAGACGUCGCUGAUGUUGCAACGAUUGAUAACUAUACUCGUGUGCCCAUUCUUUGUUUGGAGCUGCUAUGUUCCGCCGCAUGGAUUGGAUGGACGGUGGAGGCUCUUACGAGCUCAGAAAGUGCAAAAAAAAUGCGCUUGUAGAGCCUUACCUACCUAAAUCGAACCCCGCACUCCUGAGAAUUGGAGUGAAGAAACAGGAGGUGCUAGAUGACAGCAGUAAGGAGAAGCAGAGAGGAGACCAGAAGUGGUAUAACCCGUAAUUGCUCGCUACUACUAGUAUGGCUAAGCUGAAACUUGCCUGGUAUAUCAACAGCACCACCUUCCGAGUCAUGUUUCCUCCAGACCAACUUGACAUGUCACUGACCCAAGUCUGCAUUCUCGGAUCCAUCUCUAUCACUCUCUUCAAAGCCUUAGAGUUCCUCCGACGGC
Messenger RNA from Suillus subaureus, 840 nucleotides. RefSeq lists its product as uncharacterized. Lineage: Eukaryota; Fungi; Basidiomycota; Agaricomycetes; Boletales; Suillaceae. The record is from RefSeq and is a predicted model, not a curated record. The coding region runs from base 262 to 552 and encodes 96 amino acids. The transcript is spliced from 2 exons.